Penicillium expansum is the source of this 1584-nucleotide messenger RNA. RefSeq names its product sugar porter family MFS transporter. Gene Ontology annotation, biological process: transmembrane transport; carbohydrate transport. NCBI's taxonomy places the organism in Eukaryota, Fungi, Ascomycota, Eurotiomycetes, Eurotiales, Aspergillaceae. The record is from RefSeq and is a predicted model, not a curated record. The transcript has 2 exons. The coding region runs from base 1 to 1584 and encodes 527 amino acids. Gene Ontology annotation, cellular component: membrane. Gene Ontology annotation, molecular function: carbohydrate:proton symporter activity.
AUGGAAGCAGAGGCAGCACACCCAUCAAAAGCAGCCCGCUGGCGCAUAUACUGGUUCGCUCUCGUCCUCUGCUCUGGCGGAGCUCUAUUCGGAUAUGACUCGGGGGUGAUUGGCGGCGUUCUAACCUUCCCUUCUUUCACAACCUCCUUCUCAAUCCCCCCCUCUCAAAAAACCCAGACAAGCGCAAUCGCCGUAGGAAUCCAACAAGCCGGCGCCUUUGCCGGCUGUUUCCUCAUCUGGCCUGUGACAAACCACUACGGACGACGUCUCGCAAUGACCCUCUGUUCUUUAAUCUUCUGUCUGGGUGUAAUUCUCGAAACCAUCGACUCGCAUUCGCUCUCUGUAUUCUACAUCGGACGCGUGAUCUGCGGACUAGGCGUUGGCGGGUCCGCGACUGUUAUCCCGAUCUACAUGUCGGAGAUGAGUCCGAAGGAAAUCCGGGGCAGGCUGGGGAGUUGUUACCAGCUCACGUACACGGUUGGAAUCCUUGUUUCGUAUUGGGUUGAUUAUGGGGUUAAGAAGAUGGGGGAGGAUGUUGGGGCGAGGCAAUGGCAGGUUCCUGUUGGGUUGCAGCUUGUGCCGGGGGUUUUGAUGGGGGCUGGGAUGUUGGGAGUGAAGGAGAGUGUGAGGUGGUUACUUUCGGAAGGGAGGGAGGGGGAGGCGUGGGAGAGUCUGGUUUGGGUGAGGGGUGGCGAGGGGGUGGAGGUGAAGGGGGAAUUUGAGGAUAUGAGACGGGGAUUGGAAGAAGAGAGGGAUGCGAAGCAUGGGUUUCGUGUGUGGGAGUUGGUUGAAGGGGGGAAUUUGAAGCGGAUGGGGGUUGCUGGUGGGUUGUUUCUUGCGCAGCAGUCGACGGGAUCGACUGCGUUGGCGUAUUUUGGGCCACAGUUUUUUGAAUUGCUUGUUGGGGCUGGAGACAAAACACUUUUAUUGACGGGGAUUUUUGGCGCUAUCAAGGUCGUUGCUUGUUUGGUUUUUGUGGUGUUUUUGUCGGAUCGGUUUGGCAGACGGCCCUUGUUGGGUGGUGGUGCGGCGUUUAUGGCGAUUUGUAUGAUUGCCACGGCGGCCGUUGUUAAGUCUUACCCCCAGCCUGGGGAUGAGACGGUUACUUCUUCGGGAAUUGUCACGGUCGUCCUGAUAUACCUCGAUAUCAUCGCUUACAACUUCAGUUGGGGUCCGUUGCCGUGGCCGUGUGUGAGUGAGAUAUUCCCGACACGCAUUCGUGAGCCUGGUGUUGCGUUUGGUGUUGGAUCGCAGUGGUUGUUUAAUUUUAUUUGGAGUUUCUCAACGCCAUAUAUCCAACAGAGCCUGGGUUGGGGUACAUUCUUGCUCUUUGGAUUGCUGGAUGUGGUGAUUGUGGGAUUUACUUACUUCUGUCUCAAGGAGACAGCUGGCAAGUCUCUCGAGGAGAUUAAUGGGUUGUUCGAUGUUAAUCCGGAUGCUGAGCAUGGGUGGAAGGAUAUGAAUGGUGAUGCUACAUCGCAUGUACCUGGAAGAUAUCAGGAUGCACAGGUUGAUACUAUAGAUGCCACAGCGGUGUCCAAGCACCGGACUGCACAUGUCGAGUCGAUCGCUGGACGGUCUUGA